Kockovaella imperatae is the source of this 1683-nucleotide messenger RNA. Its product is annotated as kinase-like domain-containing protein. Gene Ontology annotation, cellular component: cytoplasm. The transcript is spliced from 2 exons. The coding region runs from base 1 to 1683 and encodes 560 amino acids. The record is from RefSeq and is a predicted model, not a curated record. Gene Ontology annotation, biological process: peptidyl-serine phosphorylation; autophagy. Lineage: Eukaryota; Fungi; Basidiomycota; Tremellomycetes; Tremellales; Cuniculitremaceae. Gene Ontology annotation, molecular function: ATP binding; protein serine/threonine kinase activity.
AUGCCACACAACACCUUUGCCACUUCUGGAACUUCGCUCGUUGGAUACACUCUCGACAAUGGUCGAUUGGAACUCCUCUCAGUUCUUGGCUUGGGAGCGUACGGAGUCGUCUACCUUGCUGUCGACCUCCACGCGCCUACCCCGGUCUACCUCGCUGUGAAAUGCCUGCUUCGCUCUGGACUGGAUUCGAGGCAAAAACAUUUCCAACGCAGAGAGAUUGCACUUCAUCAACUGGCCUCGAGGCAUCCGAAUGUAGUCACUCUGCAUAAGAUCAUCGAGGAAGGCGACUACGUCUUUGUCGUCAUGGACUUUUGUGAUGAAGGAGAUCUCUUCGGUAUGAUCACAGAGCAACAGCGGUACAUCGGUCACGACGCUUUGAUCAAGAAGGUCUUUUUGCAGAUCGUCGAUGCCGUCGAGUACUGCCACUCUAUGGGGAUCUUUCAUCGUGAUCUCAAGCCUGAGAACAUUCUAUGUACUCGGGAUGGUGAAAAGAUUUGCAUCGCAGACUUUGGACUCGCGACGUCUGAACGAUACUCUACCGACUUUGGAUGUGGAUCAACAUUCUACCUCUCCCCAGAAUGUCAAGGUGGUCUCUUUGAACGAUUAGAGUCGUACAACACAGCUACGAACGAUCUCUGGUCUCUCGGCGUCAUUCUCGUCAACUUGACGUGUGGGCGUAAUCCAUGGCGUCAAGCUUGCCCCUCGGACGAAACCUUUAGAGCCUAUGUCCACGAUCAAAACUUUCUCAGAACCAUCCUCCCCAUCUCUCACGCUACCAAUCAUAUCCUCAAGGGAUUGUUCUCCCUCGAACCAAAAGACAGGAUGACGCUCAAGGAUCUCAGAAGAGCAGUCCUCAACGUCGAGACAUUCACCAUGACCGAUGUCGAAUUGGAAACUGCUCAUUCGGCAGCAAGAGCAGCCGCAGCUGCCUUCCGACCUAUCCCACCCGUCAAACCCAUCACCAUUGCUCCUGCUCCUGCUCCUGUCCCUGCCACCCACCACCACCAGCACCAACAGCAACAACAACACACCCCUCCACAUACCCCAACGACGAAGCACAAGAGACGUCAUCAUCAUGCUGUGGUACCUCCCACACCCGUCACGCCCGUCGUCAACGUCGAUGUGGAGCAUGUCGAUGUGGUCGAUAUCGAAAUGGCAGAAAACCCAUAUCAUCCUUCAGACAGAUUGGCAUCUUGGUCGAAAUCUCAUUCUCACUUGGACAAGUCGUCCAGUGCCUUUGAAAUUGAUACCGAUAUUCUCGAUACAAUAGAUUUCACUCAAAAGCCAUCUUCUCAUACCGCCCCCACCGCCCCCACCAUCACCACCAACACCACCAAAGUGAUGGGAUUCCGUCGAGUCCCUGCUCCUUUACCUCCAAACCAACCUCUGCCUCAGAUCCCCACCGAAUCAUCCUCUUACGAAGAACCAUUCGAUAUGGAUCCACUCAACAUGGCUCCCACCUCGUCUCAAUCCUCUUCGUCGGAAGACCCUUCUCUCCCUCCCACUCCCGUCUUUGGACCUGCCGACAAGGUCACAGGUCGUCAAAGUCCCUCGACCAGAACUUGCAAUUCAGGUUCUAGCACCUCGGUUCCUGAUUGGGACCUUGGGCCCAAAGCAAAGACAAUCUCGAGACCCAAACUCUUAUCCGUCACGGUCGGACGUCGAAACAUCCGAAUCUUGUAA